AGAACAAUGAAGAAUGUAUGGUGCUGAUGUUGCAUGCUGUGGUGUUUGGUGACGGUAGGUUCUAUUAAGCAUGAUCACAAACCAGAAAAUUUCGAGGCUAAUUUUAGGGGAAGGAAUCUCCAGGCUACUACAUGGCGACAAACUCAGUUCACACUUAUUGCUCUAAUGUGGCCCUGGCCCACAGCCCAAUUACGAGCAAGCCCACUGGCCCACCUAUCCCUUUCAUUCAACAAACUAGUUGCUCUUAAGAAUUCCUCUUCUCCUUCUCUCUCUCAAAAAAGGAAGAAAAGAAUUCCUCUUCUCCUCCUGACAUUUCCCAACUUUCCCCUCUUGUCUGAUUGGUACCCCUCCAACGCCUGCUUCGUGGGAUCAGUUCGCCGGAAGAUCAACAGCUUUAGUUGCCUACUGAUCCCUCUUUUGCUUGGCACUAAAAGAGACAUGUUGAAAAUAAAUAUGAAGCUUGAUUUGCUCGCGUUUUAUGUCGAAUGGAGAUCGUAUUUUCCAGUGUGUGGAACGAUGCCAGAGCACUCUGAGAAUGCCACAGAGAACAUGAUGAGUGGCAUCAUGGACGCCAUCGCCGACAAGCUCCCCAAGCAAAAGUCUGUCAGGUUCGACAUCGACGAUCAGGGCUCCAUCUCCGGCCAGGCCAAGAAGCUCUUCGGGGGCCACAAGUCUGUCCACCACAUCCUUGGCGGCGGAAAAUCCGCCGACGUGCUACUGUGGAGGAACAAGAAGAUCUCAUCCAGCGUUCUUGCUGUUGCAACAGCUGCCUGGGUCUUCUUCGAGUGGCUCGGCUACCAUUUGCUGACCAUCGUAUCAUUUGUGCUUGUUUUUGGCAUGGUUAUCCAGUUCGGAUGGUCCAGCUUCGCAGGCAUGCUCAAUGGGUCUCCUUCUAACGUGCCCCGUGUAGAGUUGCCAGAGGAGCUGUUUGCAAACAUCGGUGCCGCUGUCGGCGCCCAGGUGAACAACUUCUUGGGAAGCCUUCAGGAUGUGUCCAGUGGAAGAGACCUGAAGCAGUUCCUUAUGGUGAUUGCCGGGUUCGUUGUCACCGCUUUCAUCGGGAGCUGGUUCAGUCUCAUCACCGUUAUCUACAUCGGGUUUGUGUGUGCACACACUCUACCAGUGUUCUAUGAGAGGUAUCAUGAUCAAGUCGAUGAGGUGCUGUACAACAUGCUUGGGUUGGUUGGGAGUCAGUACCAGAAGCUUGACAAGGGCGUCUUGAGCAAGAUACCAAAAGGGAACCUCAAGUUCAGGAAGAGCCAGUAGUUGGACUGUAUGCCGUGUGAUCCGGAUGAACCUGCUAGAAUUAACAGGCUUGUCCCAUGUGCAUUUUUUU
This is a messenger RNA of Hordeum vulgare subsp. vulgare (domesticated barley), 1336 nucleotides long. Its product is annotated as reticulon-like protein B8. The record is from RefSeq and is a predicted model, not a curated record. Lineage: Eukaryota; Viridiplantae; Streptophyta; Magnoliopsida; Poales; Poaceae. The coding region runs from base 34 to 1266 and encodes 410 amino acids. The transcript is spliced from 7 exons.